Dentiscutata erythropus is the source of this 177-nucleotide messenger RNA. The record is from the annotation of a GenBank genome assembly. Lineage: Eukaryota; Fungi; Glomeromycota; Glomeromycetes; Diversisporales; Gigasporaceae.
AUGCUUCAAAAUCUAACAAAGUUGUUCAAGAUAAAAGCAAAUCUCUUUUUCAAAGACAAUAUAGUUGAUCUAAAUAAAACAGAAUUAGAGGAAUUAGAUCUAGAUGAAGAGGUUUUAACAGAUAAUAGCCAAGAGUCAAGUGAUUCUGAUUAUGAUGAUAAUCUUGAAGAUACUUGA